AUGUCAUCAUCCGACAGCGACUCAGAAGCCCCUGAGACUGUCUCACUCAAAACUGCAAAGCAAUCUUCCAAGGAGCAGUCCAGACGCGAGGCAGACCACGCAAAAGAACUUGCUCGUCUCAAAAGGGAGAAGAAUCAGGCUCGAGAUGCGCGAAUAAAAGCAGAGAAGCAGGCCGCUGCGUCUCUCAAGCCAAAAACAAAGCAAAAGGCUCCUGUCGUUUCCAAAUCAAGUCAAGAAGACGAAGAUGCAGAUGACGAGGAGCAGCGACGGCUGCUGGAGAGAAUGAACCGUGCAAUGAAAGAAGCUGAGGAAGACUCUGACGAGACCGUGGACGAGGAUUCAGAAGAGGGACAGCUCCACGAUGAUGUAGAAAUGGUCACGGAUGAGUCUGAGCUUUCAGAAGAGGAGAGUGGCUCAGAGGAACAAGACGCUGCCAACCCAGACUACCUUCCAGACCACUACUUUACCGAAGCGGUGACUUCACUUUCCGCACCUAGAGUAUCGAAAACAUCCUCGAAAAAGGCCGAGGGUUUGAAGCGAAAACGAAAGCAUAGGAAGAAUAAGGAGGAGCAUGUGGUUGGCUCGCGGACCAUACGGACAAUACAGUCUGCCACUCCUGCCGCUGCACGGGGACGAACAGCACCCUCGGCUAGAACAAGCAAGUUUCUACAAAAGCAACUCAAAGGAGAUGCGAAGAUCAAAGGAUGGGAGCGAAAGUCGGGUGAGUGA
Molecule: messenger RNA, 729 nt
Organism: Serendipita indica DSM 11827
Lineage: Eukaryota; Fungi; Basidiomycota; Agaricomycetes; Sebacinales; Serendipitaceae
Source: the annotation of a GenBank genome assembly